Molecule: messenger RNA, 345 nt
Organism: Macrosiphum euphorbiae (potato aphid)
Lineage: Eukaryota; Metazoa; Arthropoda; Insecta; Hemiptera; Aphididae
Source: the annotation of a GenBank genome assembly
AUGCCAACCAGACUCUCAAUUUAUAAAUUAUAUAUCAAACCAAUUUUACUAUAUGCCUCUUCGGCAUGGGGUCCUCUCAUCAGUGCAUCAAACUGGGCAAACAUGGAGGCAGUUCAAAACGUUGCGAUCCGUACAAUCACAGGUGCCCACUUUUUCACCAGAAAUAACGCGAUCUUAAAUCCACCCAUAAACUCUCUGAGAAACGAAGCAGAACUAGCGGCUAGGGUAUUUUAUCACAGAAAUUCCCAAUCAACAUUCGCCCACAUCCGCGACAUUGGAACAUCACCAGCUCCUCAAAUACUCACACGCCGACCAAGACCAAUCAACUUUGCGAAAUUACAAUAA